GAGGCCGUUGAGCUUUGGCUGAAAGCCUUAGAAAUCGACGAGGCAGCUGACAGCAACAGCCUUCAGAUGGCUCAUUCUGCAUCACUACUGGCCUCCUGCUUUGAUGAUCUGGGGCGUUCCGGCGAAGCGGAGCGCUACCACAACAAGGCACUUGCUGCCUUCGAAAAGGCUUUGGGACGCUCGAGCACAGAAGCGUCUUGCGCAGAGCUCGCCCUCACAACCUGCCGUUACGUCCAAG
Messenger RNA from Symbiodinium pilosum, 238 nucleotides. The record is from the annotation of a GenBank genome assembly. NCBI's taxonomy places the organism in Eukaryota, Dinophyceae, Suessiales, Symbiodiniaceae.